Messenger RNA from Eutrema salsugineum, 765 nucleotides. RefSeq names its product bifunctional bis(5'-adenosyl)-triphosphatase/adenylylsulfatase FHIT. Bases 2 to 601 code for a protein of 199 amino acids. Gene Ontology annotation, molecular function: catalytic activity. Lineage: Eukaryota; Viridiplantae; Streptophyta; Magnoliopsida; Brassicales; Brassicaceae. The transcript has 5 exons. The record is from RefSeq and is a predicted model, not a curated record.
CAUGAGCAAGAAAGAGGAAAGGUGUAACAGUGACUCAAAUGGCGAUGCAGGUGUCGCCGAGAUGCUGAAGCUGCAAAUAAGCGGGAAGGCGAUCUUGUCAAGCAUUCGCUGUCGGAGAGAGAUGUCGACUUCUUCCUCCUACGUCUUUGGGCCUUACAAGAUCGAUCCGCGUGAAGUGUUCUACGCAACCCCUUUUUCUUAUGCCAUGGUUAAUCUCCGCCCGCUUCUUCCUGGUCAUGUUCUUGUCUGCCCAAGACGCCUUGUGCCGCGCUUUACUGAUCUCACAGCUGAUGAGACGAGCGAUCUGUGGCUUACUGCUCAGAAGGUUGGCUCUCGGAUUGAGACAUUCCAUAAAGCAUCUUCUCUCACAUUAGCCAUCCAAGAUGGCCCUCAGGCGGGACAGAGUGUUCCCCAUGUACACAUUCACGUGUUGCCUCGUAAAGGUGGUGACUUUGAGAAGAAUGAUGAAAUCUAUGAUGCGAUUGAUGAGAAGGAGAAGGAACUGAAGCAGAAGCUUGAUCUAGAUAAAGACCGGGUUGAUAGGAGCCUUGAUGAGAUGGCUGACGAGGCUUCCCAAUACAGGGCUCUCUUCGAUCACUAGUUAUCAAAUAACAAACCAAAGCUAUCCAGAAGCUUUUAUGCCUUUAAUAAAAUCAUUGUGACAGCGAACCUCAGGUUGAGGUUGAUGUUUGAGACUUCGAUUCAAAGUUGUAUGACACCAAAUCUUGGCAUUAACUAAUCGUUUCAGUGUUGGUUUGGAUAAAU